ACGAAAGACGAAAAACGAUGAACGGGAAUGUGCUUGUGUUUGUUGGGAACAUUGAAAAAAAGUGAAAGUGCUGUGCAUGUUGUGAACUUGGUGAACUUUGGUGAAUGAUGCUUGCAACAUCGGAUGGAAAUUGGCUUUUUUGAAUGGAUAUGAUUUGGUUGCGCGUGUCUUUUGUCUUCUCGUGUUUUUACUUAAUCGCAAUCUGGGGCCAUCUGCUCUGUGUAUGUCUGGUUUCUUCUGUCCAGCCCCUUCCUGGAGGAGGAUUCUUUGUUCCACUGUUGCGCAGAUCGUGCUCUGCCUACUGUUUUUGGUUUCAUGAUGGAUUCAUGAUUUACUUGCUUGUACUUAUGACGGUGUAUGUUACUCUACGGUACUGCUUCACCGGUGUAUUUGGGUACAUAUUAGAAAAAUGAUGUCUGUUGGGCGUGACCUUGGACUGAAGGAGGGUUAAGCUCCG
Tricharina praecox is the source of this 457-nucleotide messenger RNA. RefSeq lists its product as uncharacterized. The record is from RefSeq and is a predicted model, not a curated record. The transcript has a single exon. Bases 144 to 413 code for a protein of 89 amino acids. NCBI's taxonomy places the organism in Eukaryota, Fungi, Ascomycota, Pezizomycetes, Pezizales, Pyronemataceae.